Messenger RNA from Heteronotia binoei (common prickly gecko), 4515 nucleotides. RefSeq names its product intraflagellar transport 122 (gene IFT122). Lineage: Eukaryota; Metazoa; Chordata; Lepidosauria; Squamata; Gekkonidae. Gene Ontology annotation, biological process: non-motile cilium assembly; intraciliary retrograde transport; protein localization to cilium. Gene Ontology annotation, molecular function: protein binding. The record is from RefSeq and is a predicted model, not a curated record. Bases 171 to 3890 code for a protein of 1239 amino acids. Gene Ontology annotation, cellular component: intraciliary transport particle A; non-motile cilium. The transcript has 30 exons.
GGAGAGAACGCAUGCGCGUUGCCUAGGCCGACUGCGUGGCGUCCCAUGUAAAUAAAAAUGGUAGCUGUGUGGGGGAGGGGUGGUAAAAUAGCACGUUAAAGGGGGGGGGGAGGUGUGACCACCCCCACCCUUAGAGGCGGGGUUGAGAGAUACAAGUGUGGGGGGGCAGCAUGCGAGCUGCACUCACUUGGAAGGAUAAAGCUGAUCAAUGCAUUUAUGACCUUGCAUUUAAACCUGAUGGAACUCAACUGAUAAUUGCAGCAGGAAACAGAUUACUGGUGUAUGAUACAGAUGGAACGUUAAUCCAGCCCCUUAAGGGACAUAAGGAGACAGUAUAUUGUGUGGCUUAUGCAAAGGAUGGGAAGCGUUUUGCUUCGGGGUCUGCAGACAAAACUGUAAUCAUCUGGACAUCAAAGUUGGAAGGCAUCCUGAAAUACACGCACAAUGAUUCCAUACAAUGUGUUUCAUAUAACCCGGUUACACACCAGCUGGCAUCUUGCUCCUCCAGUGAUUUUGGUCUGUGGUCUCCAGAGCAGAAAUCAGUUUCCAAACAUAAAGCAAGUAGUAAGAUCACCUGUUGUAGUUGGACAAAUGAUGGACAGUACCUUGCUUUGGGGAUGUUCAAUGGCGUUGUUAGUAUAAGAAAUAAAAAUGGUGAAGAGAAAGUCAAAAUUGAGCGACCAGGUGGCUCUUUAUCUCCAGUAUGGUCUAUUUGCUGGAAUCCAUCAAGUCGGUGGGAGAAUCUCUGGACUGCUAGAGAAAACGAAGAAGAGGAGGAAGCUGUUCAUAACUGCUUAGAGGAGAUACCAGUUCUGAAGUCCGUCACGUGCAGUAGUCAGGGUAGUGAGGCAGAAGAAGAAGAGCAUGAGGAAGAAGAGAGCCCUAGGGAUGCCUGCUCAGAUGAACACAAUGACAUCUUAGCUGUGGCAGAUUGGGGACAAAGGCUUUCCUUUUAUCAGCUCAGUGGCAAACAAAUUGGAAAGGACAGAGUUCUGAACUUCGAUCCAUGCUGUGUUAGCUAUUUCUCAAAAGGAGAAUACAUCUUACUUGGCGGCUCAGACAAACAAGUAUCUCUGUAUACUAAGGAUGGGGUACGCCUUGGCACCAUAGGAGAACAAAGCAGCUGGGUGUGGACAUGCAAAGCUAAGCCAGAUUCCAAUUAUGUGGCAGUGGGAAGCCAAGAUGGGACUAUUUCAUUUUAUCAGCUGAUUUUCAGCACAGUCCAUGGCCUAUACAAGGAUCGCUAUGCUUUCAGGGACAGCAUGACUGAUGUUAUUGUCCAGCACUUGAUCACUGAGCAAAAAGUUAGAAUAAAAUGCAGAGAGCUUGUAAAGAAAAUUGCGAUCUACAAAAACAGAUUAGCAAUCCAGUUGCCAGAGAAAAUCCAGAUUUAUGAGCUAUAUUCUGAUGAUUCCUCAGACAUGUGUUACCGUGUGAAGGAAAAGAUAAUGAAAAAGUUUGAAUGUAAUUUAUUGGUUGUAUGCUCGGAUCAUAUUAUCUUAUGCCAGGAGAAAAGACUACAGUGCCUUUCAUUCAGUGGAGUUAAAGAGAGAGAAUGGCUAAUGGAGUCACUCAUUCGUUACAUAAAAGUCAUUGGUGGACCUCCUGGCAGAGAAGGACUUCUAGUGGGUUUAAAGAAUGGCCAGAUCCUGAAGAUAUUUGUGGACAACCCUUUUGUGAUUGUGUUGCUGAAGCAGUCCUCAGCUGUGCGCUGCUUGGAUAUGAGUGCAUCUCGGAACAAGCUGGCAGUGGUUGAUGAAAACGACACCUGUCUCGUGUAUGAUAUCAACACCAAAGAGUUGCUUUUCCAGGAACCCAAUGCUAAUAGUGUGGCUUGGAACACACAGUGUGAGGAUAUGCUUUGCUUCUCUGGAGGUGGAUAUCUCAACAUCAAAGCGAGCAGCUUUCCGGUCCAUCAGCAAAAACUUCAGGGCUUUGUGGUGGGAUACAACGGUUCCAAAAUUUUCUGUCUCCAUGUUUUUUCCAUGACUGCUGUUGAAGUUCCACAGUCUGCACCCAUGUAUCAAUACUUGGAAAGAAAAAUGUUCAAAGAAGCCUAUCAGAUCGCUUGUUUAGGUGUAACAGAUGCAGACUGGAAAGAACUGGCUAUGGAAGCUUUAGAAGGACUUGAGUUCGAAACAGCAAAGAAGGCAUUCACCAGAGUGAGAGAUCUUCGGUAUCUUGAACUGAUCAGCAACAUUGAGGAGAGGAAGAAGCGUGGGGAGAACAACAAUGACCUGUUUCUAGCAGAUGUUUAUGCAUACCAGGGAAAGUUCCACGAAGCAGCCAAACUGUACAGAAGAAGUGGCCAUGAGAACCUAGCUCUUGAUAUGUACUCCGACUUGCGAAUGUUUGACUAUGCAAAGGAUUUCCUUGGCUCUGGAGACCCCAAAGAUACAAGGAUGCUAAUCACCAAACAAGCAGACUGGGCCAAAAACAUCAAUGAACCCAAAGCAGCUGUGGAGAUGUACAUCACUGCAGGGGAGCACCUGAAGGCCAUAGAAAUCAGCGGUGAUCAUGGCUGGGUUGAUGUGUUAAUCGAUAUUGCCCGGAAGUUAGAUAAAGCAGAGCGUGAGCCAUUGACAAAAUGCGCCUACUAUUUCAAAAAGUUACUCAACCAUGGCUAUGCUGCGGAAACCUACAUGAAGAUUGGUGACCUGAAGGCCUUGAUACAGCUCCAUGUGGAGACACAGCAGUGGGAUGAGGCUUUCGCAUUGUGUGAAAAGCAUCUUGAAUUUAAGGAUGAUGUUUAUGUUCCAUAUGCUCAGUGGCUGGCAGAGAAUGAUAGGUUUGAAGAGGCCCAAAAAGCAUUCCAUAAGGCUGGCAGGCAGACCGAAGCUGUAAAAGUGUUGGAACAAUUAACUCACAAUGCUGUGGUAGAGAGCCGAUUCAAUGAUGCAGCAUAUUAUUACUGGAUGCUGUCCAUGCAGUGUUUAGAUAUAGCUCAAGAGGAUGAGCAGCAGAAGACUGAAAUGUUGCAGAAAUUUCACCACUUCCAGCACUUGGCAGAACUUUAUCAUGUCUAUCACUCCAUCCACAGAUACACUGAAGAACCCUUUAGUUUCCAUUUGCCUGAAACGCUCUUCAAUAUUUCUAGGUUUUUACUUCAUAGCUUGACUAAGGAAACUCCUCCAGGGAUCUCUAAAGUCAAUACAUUAUUUGCCCUUGCAAAGCAGAGCAAAGCUCUGGGCGCCUAUAAAUUGGCUCGUCACGCCUAUGACAAGUUGCAGGGACUGCAGAUCCCAGCUAGAUUUCAAAAAUCAAUUGAAUUGGGAAGUCUGACAAUCCGAUCCAAGCCUUUCCAUGACAGUGAAGAGCUUGUGCCUUUGUGUUAUCGCUGUUCUACCAACAACCCUUUGCUGAACAACCUGGGGAAUGUCUGCAUUAAUUGUAGACAACCUUUUGUCUUCUCAGCAUCCUCUUAUGAAGUCUUGCACCUAGUUGAGUUCUUUUUGGAGGAAGGGAUCACUGAUGAAGAAGCUGUUGCUCUGAUUGAUCUGGAAGUACCAAGACUAAACAGAAGUGAUGAUAAAUGGCAAGAGAAGACAAGUGACAAUGCUCAGACAAUGAGGCUUGUUUAUGAAGCAGAUGAGAUUGAAGAAGAUGAUCCGUUUACAGCAAAACUGAGUUUUGAGCAAGGGGGCUCAGAAUUUGUUCCUGUGAUAGUGAACUGUGCGGUUCUGAGGUCAAUGAGCAGGAGAGAUGUGUUGAUUAAACGCUGGCCGAAGCCACUGCGGUGGCAGUACUUCCGGUCACUGUUACCCGAGGCCUCCAUUACUAUGUGUCCUUCCUGCUUUCAGAUGUUUCAUUCAGAAGAUUAUGAGGUUGUGGUGCUCCAGCAUAACUGUUGUCCAUAUUGUCGGAGGAAGAUAGAUGAAUCCUGCCAAUGAGUGAGACCAGCCCCUCGGCCAGGGCCUGCUGCUGUCAGGCUCCAAAGCGGGUUUUUGAGGGUUGUCAGGCUUUCUUAACAGCCUGUUCCUUUGUGUUAUAGGAGAGAUUCUUAUUUUCCUAUCUUUUGUGUAUUGAAUCAAUAACUGAAGAGAAUAAAUUAUCCAAAGCCACAUUUUGUGUUACUCUCAAAGAAAACAUGUACAUAAAUUAUAUAUAUAUGUAAGUAUAACAAGUGUAAUUGCAGACUUUGUAUGACUGCUGUAUGAUUAGCGUGACUGUGAAGUUAAAUAGAAAAGAUCUUGUACAUGAAGCUAAGGGGGGGGAGACCUGCUGUGCUCUUGACAUUUUCCUGACAGCCUGUCACUUUAUCACAGAACGAAUAAUAGCCUUUUAGGGUGAGACUCUGCCUAGAGAAAACUUGCUGGUGUUGCACCUGCUAGCAUUCAUUCUGAGUCCCCAGACCUCCUUUGCAAUAUUUCUAAGAAAAUGCACUGAUUUUUUUUUUAAAGCCACACACACUUUUUGUUUUUCUUUGAAUAUAUGUUUUAGACCUCUUUUGGAACUGCAGUUGUGCAAAAACAGGUACUGUUAUUUAAACUAAAAUAAUAAAGGAUACUUCCUAAA